AUCCUCAGGCACGAGCCGAGUGAAAAUCCCGUCGCGCCAAUUUCGAAUUGUUUUGGUCCGAAUGGAGCUGUUUUACUGACUUUAGUUCUUUAUUUCAUUUGUGUCAUUAUUCUACAAUGAACCCCAAAGGAAAAGGCUCCGGAGACACGACAUUAUCCUCACAAUACAACAGCAGUGAUGGAGACACCAUUAAGGUGUACGUCCGUGUGCGACCUUUGACCCAGGGCACCCGGCUGACCACAGACGGAGACCCGAGUUUGUGUUUGGCCGUGACCUCGGAUCACACGGUGCGUCUGAACUCCAAACCCGAGCCGCGAAACUUCACCUACGAUCAUGUGGCAGACAUGGACACGUCUCAGGAAUCCGUGUUCUCAUCUGUAGCUAAAAACAUAGUGGAGUCGUGCAUGAACGGUUAUAACGGCACCAUCUUCGCAUAUGGACAGACAGGUUCAGGGAAGACCUUCACCAUGCUGGGGCCGAACGAGCUGGCAGAUUUCUCUGAUGAGCUGCGCGGUGUUAUUCCUCGUAGCUUUGAGUAUUUGUUUUUCCUCAUCAACAGAGAGGUGGAGAAGUCUGCAGGAGCAAAGAACUUUUUGUGUAAAUGCUCCUUCAUCGAGAUCUACAACGAGCAGAUCUUUGACCUCCUGGACAGUGCCUCAGCGAGUCUGUUCCUCAGAGAGGACAUUAAGAAAGGAGUGUUUGUAGAAGGAGCAGUGGAGAAAUACGCAGCUUCAGCUGCAGAGGCUUACCAGGUGUUAUCUAUGGGAUGGCGUAAUCGACGCGUGGCUUCCACAUCCAUGAAUCGUGAGUCGUCACGCUCUCAUGCUGUUUUUACGAUGACGCUGGAGUCCAAGGAGACGGCGGAGGGAGUGGUGAACAUCAGAAAAUCUCAACUCAACCUAGUAGAUCUGGCAGGAUCCGAGAGGCAGAGAGACACGCACGCUGAAGGAUCACGCCUGAAGGAGGCGAGCAGCAUUAACCGCUCCCUGAUGUGCCUGGGUCAGGUGAUCAUGGCUCUGGUGGACGUGUCCAACGGGCGCAGCAGACACAUCUGCUACCGUGACUCCAAACUCACCUUCUUGCUCAGGGACUCUCUUGGAGGCAAUGCUAAGACGUACAUCAUUGCUAAUGUCCACCCAGGGUCCAAGUGUUUUGGUGAAACUCUGUCCACCCUGCAGUUUGCCCAGAGGGCCAAGCUCAUCAAAAACAAGGCGAUGAUAAACGAGGACACUGAAGGAAAUGUGAAGCAGCUCCAGGCUGAAGUGAAGAAGCUAAAGGAGCAGUUAGCUCUCACCCUGUCCGCUCGCUGUAACGGCACUGAGCUCGCACCCGGGGGGCCACAGUUACACACCACAGCAGCAUCUGAAGUUGACUCUCUGCAUAAGACUCGCUUCCUGCAGGCUGUACGACUGUGGAGGAGACGUGAAGAUGAGAAGAAGGUCUUGGAAGAGAAGGUGUCUCGUCUGGAAGAGGCCUUGACACAGAAGGAAAAAUUCAUUCAGUCCAACCGCAUGAUCCUGAAAUUCCGAGACGAUCGCAUCGCCAGUCUGAAGAGGGAGCUGGAGACGGGAGAGCGAGUGGAACCGGCACGGCAGGACCAGAUUCUCAUUGAUCAGCUGCUUCAGGAGAUCCGUCUGCUCAGAGAUCAGGUCGAACAUCACCCACGCGUGAAGUGGUAUGUAGCAGAGAACUGCAGCCUGAAGGAGGAAGUGCGCAGCCUGAGAGCUCUGGAGUCAGUAAAGCUCUCUCUGGAGGCUGCUUCCCAAUCUGCAGCUGAGCUGGAGAAGACAUUUCAGGAGGUCUUAAAGUCUGAGGAGGGUGCAGAUGUAGCUGGGGCUCCACCUACGUGCUCCACCCCGAUUACCUUGGAGACGCUGUCCUCUGUUUCCAUGGAGAGGUUAAAGGCUCAGUUUUUACAGAAACAGUCGGAGCUCACAGCCACGGUGCAAGCGUUCGACAAUUACAAACAAAUCAGCAAGAAGCAGCUGCUCGACCUGGAGUCUGAGAAACGCUACCUGGAAAAAUCCAACAAGCACCUGGAAAACAUUCUCGAAGCUACUAAAGCUCACACCAAACAGGAAGUGUCUCAGCUGAAUAAGAUCCAUGCUGAAACGAUUAAGAUUCUGACGACGCCGACUAAAGCGUAUAACCCGAGGAACCGUUUGGUGCCACUGUCCAGCCCCGAGCAUCUAAAUGGCCUCGGGUGCGACUCGGAGCUAGAGGACAUAGAGAGCGAACAACCCCCUGCUGCUAUGAGUGAGCUGGCCUGUGAGGCUCUCACUGAGGAGCUGAAACAAAUGCAGGAGCAGAUGACGCGCAUCAAGAGCCAGCUGGAUGAGGAGGAAGCCAAAAACAGGAAGCUGCUUCAGCAAAUCAGCAAGCUGGAAGAGCAGGUUACUACGGUGACGGAGCAGUACACUCGCAGAGCGGAGGACUUCGGUGCAGAGAAAGGUUCUCUGAUGGAGGAGCAGAAGAAGCUGCAGGAGAGUGUGAGCACUUUGGAACAGCAGCUCAGUGAGGAGAGAGCGGCAGUGGAGGUGCUGCGUAGUGAAGUGCGUGACCUGCGGGUCGUGCUGCAGUCGUCAGAUAAACAGCUGGAGGAGGUGCAGAAGGAGCAGGAGAGAGAGAACACACAGCUGUCUAACAGCUUAAUCAGCACACAGCUGCAGCUGGACAAAGUCAGGUUGGAGUGGGAGGAGCUUCAGGAGCAGCAGCGUGUGCUACAGGACGCGUUCGACACGCUGCAGGCCGAGUUUAAGUUUGAAGCAGAUCAGUAUCAGCAACAGCUGGAGGAGAAAACCAGAGAAUACAACGAGCAGCGCACGCACAUCGCUGAGUUGAUGAACACUCUUCAAACUGAGCGAGAGCUGAUCACCAGUCUGAAGUCACAGCUGAAAGCAGAUAAAGAGAACACCUCCAAAGAGCUGCUGCUGGCUGUGGAGGAGAACUCGCUGCUCAAAAAACACAUCCUGGAGCUCAGUGCUCAAAACCAACAGCAGUCUGAGGAUAUUAAAUCUCUGGAGCAGAGUGUGAGCAGUGCGAACGCAUCAAUCUCCAGCCUGGAGCAGAAAACGGAGCAGGAUAAUGCUGUGAUAUCGGACCUGGUAAAGCAGAUACGUGAUCUGCGCUCUGAGCUCGGACAGAAGGAUCAGAGUCUUUCUCUGAUCAAUGCCGACCUCCAUGAUAUCACUGUAAAGUACGGUGCAGUGUGUUCAGAGAGAGAGGACAUGAACAAACUGGUCUCUAGUAUGCAGGCAGAAGUUCAGGGACUCCGAGAGGCUUCAGACCGACGCUUGGCCUCUGACCGCGUCGAGCUGGAACUGCUGCAGGAGGAUCUGGCAUACGUCACAGAGGAAAUGGAGAAGCUCAACAAUGUUUUAGAGGAGAAAACGUCAGAGCUAGAGUCAGUCAAGCGUCUCUGUGCCGAGAAGGACAUGUCCAUCAGCACACUGCAGGAACAGGUGAAACAACAAGAGGAACAGCUCAGUAUGAGGACUGUAAAUGGUGGUCAUGCCUCUGCUACACCUAAAAUGAACCCACAGAUGCCUCACACUCCACGUAGCUUCAACACCGAUCUGUCUGAACUGUUGGAGAAUCAAGAGAAGGAGCUGGAGAGUCGGCGCUCUUCCAUGAUGACGAUGGAGAUGCUGCUGGCCGAACUCAGCGCUGAGCGCACGGACAAGAACGACGAGAUCCAGAGACUCAGGGCUCAGCUCAGCGAAAAGGAGAAUAUGCGCUUGGAGAUCCAGAAUCUACUGGAGCAGUUCUAUAACACACAGAACCAACAGUCUGCCAACGGUGACAACACCGAGAAUCUAAAGAACGUGAUCCACCAGUCUGUGCUGCGAGAGCUGCACGAGGAGAGGAGUGCGAAGUUUUCUGUCUUUCAGAGUACACUGAUGAUGCAGCUGGCUGAAACGCAGACGAGACUACAGCACCAGGAGGUCACUCUGAUCCAGUCUCAGACAUGCAUCCAGGAGCUGACCACUGAACUGAGGAACCGCUGUUUAGAGGUGCGAGAAUUUCAGGAGAAAGACAACGAGCUCCUGCAGGAAGUGGAGGUGUUAAGGAAGCAGGUGGACCACCUGGCCGAGGAGAACGGAAAACUGCUGGGCCACCAGAACCACAAGCAGAAGAUCGAAUACCUGGUCAGGAUGAAGAAGGAGCUCACCAAACUUCAGGAGGAGAAUGAAAAACUCAGAAGUAAGAGUUCGUCUUGAUCAUCGGUACCGUGUAGGCAGCAACAGAAACACAAAUCUCCAUGCUGAAUAAUCUCAGGACAAAUUUAGAGUUAACCAGUGAAAAGUGCUGCAGCAUAAACAUGUCGACUCCAUUAGGUUCACUGUAAUUAAAUACUAACCUAACAUGUACAUAAUGUCCAUUUUUAACACAUUUAGGGAAAAAAAAAUGUUUGACUGUAAGGCAGCUUCUUUUUCACUCUCUGUUUUGUUUGACUCAAAAAAAAACCAUAUAUAUAACAGCUCACGAUCUUCACUUCAUAUGGUUUUACUGAUGAAGUUUGUGAAAUAUGAACUCAUUUUGUCUCUUUUCUGUUCUGUCUUUUUGAUCUCAAAGUUUUUUUUUCCUUUAAUAAAAAUGAGCCGUGUUUUUAACUUUC
Molecule: messenger RNA, 4618 nt
Organism: Tachysurus vachellii
Lineage: Eukaryota; Metazoa; Chordata; Actinopteri; Siluriformes; Bagridae
Gene: kif15
Product: kinesin family member 15
Exons: 35
Coding region: 117-4220 (1367 amino acids)
Biological process (GO): microtubule-based movement
Molecular function (GO): microtubule motor activity; ATP binding; microtubule binding
Source: RefSeq, a predicted model, not a curated record